AUGAACGCGGGACAAUACGACCGCUCCAACAUCGUGCCCGCCCACGAUAACAGGGCAGAACAGGGCAAGAUGAAGCUGGUUGAGAACGUCUUUGUCGACGACGACUGGAACGUGACGCGCAUCAUCGACCUCGAGUUUGCGUGCGCCUGGCCGGUUGGGUUCUGGCAGACGUCGUACUGGCUCGGCGCAGAUUUCAUUGACGAGAUUGACUAUGAUAAACUUGCGGCUCGCCAUGUGCAGUUCCAAUAUGCAAACAGCCUGGGAGAGAGGCACGUUUUGGAUCAGCCUGGCGCUACGAGAUCCAGUGGCCCUCACGGCGGUCUGUUUUAA
Messenger RNA from Cordyceps fumosorosea ARSEF 2679, 330 nucleotides. Its product is annotated as Protein kinase-like domain protein. The transcript is spliced from 3 exons. The coding region runs from base 1 to 330 and encodes 109 amino acids. NCBI's taxonomy places the organism in Eukaryota, Fungi, Ascomycota, Sordariomycetes, Hypocreales, Cordycipitaceae. The record is from RefSeq and is a predicted model, not a curated record.